CGUGAACAAAAUAUGGCGAUCUUAGCUUCCGUAUGAAGCGAGAAUAGACAUCUAAGACAUCAUCUGCUAGUGUGAAUAUAUGUUUGUUAACACCUGAAAGAAAGAUCUGUGCUUUCCGAGAUGUCAAGUGAAUUUUGGCUGAUCUCUGCCCCAGGUGACAAGACUGUUCAGCAGACCUGGGAUCGCCUAAACAUUGCCACAUCGACGCCCGAGAGGCUCUGCAACGCCUACAAGUUCCCCAUACCCGACCUCAAGGUUGGAACCCUUGAUAUUUUGGUUGGACUUUCAGAUGAACUUGGAAAACUUGAUAUUUAUUGUGAAAGUGUCACCAGAAAGAUAGCUCAGUACCUGGGAGAAGUGCUGGAAGAUGUCCGAGACAAGCUGCGGGAAAACCUCAAAGUAAAUGAUGCACCACCCAUCAAUUAUGUUCAGAGAUUUCAGUGGGAUCUUGCCAAAUACCCAAUCAAGCAGUCACUGACAAUUAUUGCCGACAUCAUUCAUAAGCAAGUCAACCAGAUUGAAUCAGACCUGAAAACUAAGUCUAAUGCAUUCAACAGUUUAAAAGGAAAUUUGCAAAGUUUAGAAAGAAAAGCCACUGGCAGCCUGCUCACUAGGAACCUGGGGGACAUUGUGAAGAAAGACGAUUUUGUCCUGGAUUCGGAGUACCUUACCACUCUGAUUAUAGCCAUUCCAAAGCCAAUUGUCAACGACUGGCAGCUUAAGUACGAGAAGUUGACGGACAUGGUGGUUCCUCGAUCAUCCAAGUUGGUAAAAGAGGACAACGAAUAUGCUCUGGUUACAGUUACACUCUUCAAGAAAGUGGUCGAAGAAUUCAAGCAUCACUGCCGAGAAAACAAGUUUAUAGUUCGUGAUUUCCAGUACAGUGAGGAGGAGAUUAUGGCCGGGCUGACAGAAAUCAGCAAGCUGGAGGCGGACAAGAAGAAACAGUUUGGUCCUCUUGUGAAGUGGCUGAAGGUGAAUUUCGGAGAGUGUUUUGCAGCUUGGAUACAUGUCAAGGCUCUUAGAGUCUUUGUAGAAUCUGUUCUUCGGUAUGGCCUUCCUGUAAAUUUUCAAGCCAUGCUCUUACACCCGACCAAGCGAUCAACAAAACGUCUCCGAGAAGUUCUUAAUCAGCUGUAUACCCACCUCGAUAACACAGCUCUUUCUGGGGCGAGCGAUAUGAUCCAUUUUACUGGUGUGGACAUUCCUGGCCUGAACAUGGGCAGCACAGACUACUAUCCAUAUGUGUACUAUCGGAUAAACCUUGAUCUAGUUGACAGUCAUUAGACGAAUCAUGGUGUUCAAGAACUUUUGUAUAAUGUCAUUGUAUAGUUCACAGAUUCUCUCCAUUGUGUGUCGAACUUAAACGUUUAACCAUACGUCAGUGGCUGGAACUUCUUAUGUAAUUAGAUUAAUGUCAAAAAACGUAGUCGUUAUUGUCUGUUUGUAGAUGGCUGUAGAUAUAAUUAUAUACAUGUAUAAUUAUGUAUUUGGGUUUAAAAAUUAAAUUGAUAGUUAUCUACUUUUGAAAAAGAUAAUAUUACCUUAGUUUGACACACCUUAGCCGAUAUAUUUCUGUUCAACUUAGCGUGACCUCAAACAAACGUCUACCAACCUAUAGCAAAUGCCAUUUGUGUGAGGUUAGGCUACGUAUUUAUGAAAAGAGAAAACAAGCCAUGUUUUAAUUUGUUUUAUGCUGGAGUGUCGUUAAACAUUCAUUCUAAACAAAAGAAAAAAUGUGUUUUUUAAAGGAACAUACCCUAGUUUUUAAACACUGAGGCAUA
This is a messenger RNA of Gigantopelta aegis, 1784 nucleotides long. RefSeq names its product V-type proton ATPase subunit C-like. NCBI's taxonomy places the organism in Eukaryota, Metazoa, Mollusca, Gastropoda, Neomphalida, Peltospiridae. Gene Ontology annotation, molecular function: proton-transporting ATPase activity, rotational mechanism. Gene Ontology annotation, cellular component: vacuolar proton-transporting V-type ATPase, V1 domain; lysosomal membrane. Bases 121 to 1287 code for a protein of 388 amino acids. The record is from RefSeq and is a predicted model, not a curated record. Gene Ontology annotation, biological process: proton transmembrane transport. The transcript has 14 exons.